This is a messenger RNA of Symbiodinium pilosum, 434 nucleotides long. The record is from the annotation of a GenBank genome assembly. NCBI's taxonomy places the organism in Eukaryota, Dinophyceae, Suessiales, Symbiodiniaceae.
AUGGCUGCAACUAUGGGUGACUCGAUGAUGAGCAACUCGAGGAAGCCGACCGGCAUGAAGGGGAAGGUGCAUGACCUGGCCACGACUCUUCAGUCUCAGAACGAGGAGCUGGGCAUUGAAAAAGGCCAUGUACACAACAUCAAGGCUGAGAACGCCAAUUCAUCCUCAGGCAUGCAAGGGCAGCUCAAUGACAUCAAGCGGUACUUUGCAGCAGACGUGCAAAGGAUGGUGGAAGAGUUCAAGGUGCAGCAGAAGCUGCAGGAGGCUGAGAACGUCCGCCUUCAGCAGCAGGUCACCCAGCUCAAAGGCGAAAAGACAUCUGUCCAUCAGCAGAUCAUUGCUCUGCAGCCGCUCGAUUGCACCUAUGAUCGCCUAUGUGCCAUUACUUUGGCUGUUGCCCUGUUGCCGCUGCACUAUGGACUAUUGCCUGUUCG